UUACACCGUGUACUUAUUUAACUGAAAUGUGCACUUUGGUUGUUUGUUUGGAUUAUUUCUGAAGCCAACUGUACAGACAACAUAAGACCAGAUGCAAAUCCACAACAGAUUUCUAUGUGUUGGUGCCUCUGCCAGUGGUACUGUUUGUAUUUAGUUUAAAUAACAGAACAAAGAACUCCUGUUGAUUGAGAGUUCGUGGAAUAACGUCUGAAUUUAGUAUUCUCGGGAACUGGUCAGAGAUGGUGUUUUCUCAUUCUCACGUGGCUUUGCCUGCUCUCUCAGCCUGGGACUUGGAAGUCUACCAGGAGGUGAUGCCAUGUGAUAGCCUCUGGAGACUGAUAACAGAAGUGGUUCCACUUUCACAAUUUCUUGUCCCUGAAGCUUUGUACAAUUGAUGCCCCUGAGGUGCCAGAUCCAUAUAACAGAGAGGAUGAAAGGCAUCCAUAACUGUCAAAGGUCAACAUGGACCAUGACAAAAGACCAGUAGAAUUUCCAGUUUUAGUGUGAUAUGUUCGAAACGCAAGGAUAAGUAACAGUCAUCAGACGUGAAACUCAACAUGGCACAGGGCCAGCUACAAAACAACUCUUUGAAGAACAGUUCGAUCCCUGUGUUCACUGGCCUUGACCUCCUCUUUGACCUGAAGCCCCUCUUCAUUCCCCUCUAUGCCACUCUGGUGGCUGUGGCUUGCAUCGGCAACUUGCUCCUUAUUCUCCUUAUUGUUGUCACCAAAAAACUGCACAGCACCACUAACUUCCUUAUUGGAAACUUGGCUGCAGCUGACUUGAUCAUGUGCAUUUUCUGCGUCCCACUUACUGCAUCCUAUGCCUUUGAGAUCCGGGGCUGGCUCUUUGGGAUGUUCAUGUGUUACUUUGUCACGUUGAUGCAGACUGCUACUGUAUUUGUGUCUGUGCUGUCCCUCACAGCUAUUGCAGUGGACCGAUAUAUUGUUGUUGCUUACCCCAUUCGCAAAAGGCUAAGCCGCAAGUCCUGUGUCUACAUAGUGGCCUUCAUUUGGUUACUCUCCAUUGUGGUUUCUGUGCCUACAUCCAUGCACACCCAUUAUCUAGAUCUCAACAAGAUUGGCCACGACAUGUUCAUCUGUGAAGAAUUCUGGAAGCACCAAGAGAAAGAGAGGCUGCUGUACUCAUGCUCAAUGCUCCUUUUGUCCUACAUGCUCCCACUUUCUGCAGUCUCUAUCUCCUACUGUGCCAUUUCUUAUCGCCUCAGGAAGAGGAAUGUCCCAGGGGCUGCUUACCACAACCAAGAGAAACGGACCAAUAAAAAACGAAAGACCUUCCGGGUUCUCAUUAUUUCAGUCAUGUGCUUUGCUGUCUGCUGGCUACCUCUGCAGGUGGUGAACCUCAUCAGAGAUGUAGAUGAAGAGUUCAUCAUCUUAGACAAGAGGUACGUGAAUGUCAUUCAAGUGUCAUGUCACUUGAUCGCCAUGAGCUCUGCCUGUUAUAACCCUUUCAUCUAUGCCUCCCUCCAUGACAAAUUCCGAUUUCAUGUUAGUAACUAUUUUUGCCAUCACAAAAAGAGGUCCAGCAUCAUGUCCCGCAAGGCCUCACGACUCAAUACCUGCUCCACGCUGGCAGACAUUCCCAUGGGCAUCACCGAUAAGUUAACCCUGCAAGGCAGGUUUUCUUUUAACUAAAAUACAACAGGAGAUCAAAUCAGCAGAGGUGGCAUACACCUUAAUUCUGUGUUUGUUAUAUUGCACACCAAAGCCUGUGGUGCAAGUUAUGUUACACUGGUAAUUGGUCAUUUCAAGACAAUGUAGAUAUCUGAGAACUUGGCAGUAGUGCAAGGGAAACAAACAGAUGGGGUUUGUGUCUGAAGGGAUAGAAAGAGCUCAUUUGAGCAACUGAAGUGUAUUCUGCUCUUUGUCAAAACAAGCACAUUCAAGAACAAAAAUGGCAGUCCUGUAAGUUUAAGUUAAUUCUGUACAGUUUUUAUUAACAUUGUCCUUAUUUUGUAUAGGGUGAUGCUAUGGGAAUAGCAGGCAUUUCCUUUUGACUUAAUUCAAUUCAAAGCUAAAAAGUCUUUACAUAUGAAACAGCCAUUUGCUCUCUUGUUGUCUCAUGUGAAAUGGACUGUCUUGGCAUAUCAAUCACUGGCCUAUCAGAAGCAAGGCUGAUAGAUCAUGGAUGCCAUGAGGUGGAAGAUUCAUUACUUCUGUAUUCCAGCAGUUCCAACCACUUAUAUGGGGUAGCAUUACUACUCUGAGGCAAGGCCAAGUCCUCCUUGAUAACUUGGAUGCCCAUGUCAUCUUGACUACUUAUUGCAUGUCUUAAACAUCGGCACGGUCACCUCGCUGUCAUAGUAGUCUAUGCACUGAGAGAGGAAUUAGCUGAUUUAAUUAAAGAUCAUUUCUAUGAUCAAUUGCAAUCUCUAGUAUGCAUCAUCCCUCCACAUAAUAAUCUCGUGUUCCUGGCUGACCCAAAUGCACUUACUGGUAUUGUGAUCUAACUUUAUAAGGGCAAGGGACUGCACUGCAAAUGUAAGAGCUGCAGGACAAUCACCUUGUUGUCCGUGAUAGGGAUGGUGUUUGCGCAUGUUCUCCUGGCACAUUUGGAGCCCCUGCUACAUUGGAAGCGUGACUCUCAACAGUCAGGAUUUACGAGGACUAGGUCCACAUUAGAUGCCAUUUUGGCCCCUCUGCUUGUUGUUCAAGAAGCCCCUCCACGUGGCAUAUGUCACAAGGCUGUGUUUGACUCAGCCUUAAAGGGCAUAGGUGUUCCAACCACUCCGCUGGACUUGAUUAGUGAGAUGUACAAUGGAACCACUGCCCAUGUACAUCUGGGAAAGCAGAUGUUGGCACCUUUUAAAUCAAUAUCUGGUGUCAGGUAGGGCUGCGUCUUGGCCACUGCACACUUUUGUUGGGCAAUGGAUUUCAUAAUGCAGCAUUCUGUCAGGUCCACAGGCAUUAAGAUCCAUGAUCUCUCACUCUCAGACCUUGACUAUGCUGCUGACAUUCAUAGAAU
Messenger RNA from Caretta caretta (loggerhead turtle), 2985 nucleotides. Its product is annotated as prolactin-releasing peptide receptor-like. Gene Ontology annotation, molecular function: neuropeptide Y receptor activity; neuropeptide binding. The record is from RefSeq and is a predicted model, not a curated record. Gene Ontology annotation, cellular component: neuron projection; plasma membrane. NCBI's taxonomy places the organism in Eukaryota, Metazoa, Chordata, Testudines, Cheloniidae. Gene Ontology annotation, biological process: G protein-coupled receptor signaling pathway.